AUGGCGGAUACUGUCCAUCCCAGUCCGUUACUGGUGCCGCUGGCGCAGUUGCCGCUCCCGCCGGGUGCCGCCGAUUCCCCCGGUACCCGCGGUGUCCCCGGUGCCCCGGUACCGCCGGUUUCCCGGUUCCCCGGUGCUGUGGGCGCCCCCGCUUCUCCCGGUAACCGCGGAACCCCCGGUGCCCGCCGGGUUCGGGAGUGCCCCGCCCACAUCGAGGUGAUUCCCUGCAAGAUCUGCGGGGACAAAUCCUCCGGGGUGCACUACGGGGUCAUCACCUGCGAGGGCUGCAAGGGCUUCUUCCGGCGCAGCGAGCGGCGCGGGCCGAGCCUGGCGUGUCACCGCGGGCAGCGCUGCGACAUCGACCGCGCCACCCGCACGCGCUGCCAGCACUGCCGCCUGCAGAAGUGCCUGCGCCUCGGCAUGUCCCGCGACGCCGUCAAGUUCGGCCGCAUGUCCAAGAAGCAGCGGGACCGGCUGCAGGCCGAGGUGCUGGAACAGCUGGAAAAGCGGGAAAAAAACCGGGAACAAACCCGGGAAAACCGGGAACAAACCCGGGAACAAACCCGGGAACAAACCCGGGAACAGCUGGAAAACCGGGAAAAAGGGGAAAAUGGGAAAAGCGGGAGCAGGAACGGGCGGCCCCGGGGCCACCGCAGCCCCCCCCGGGCGUGGCCCGCGGAGGAGGCGACAAGGAGGGGACAGGACGGGGACAGGGCGGGGACAGCGGGGACAGGGCCGGUGCCUCGGCCCGGUGCCGGCGGCGUCGCGGAGUCCCCGGCGGGGCUGGAGAUCGAGCUGCUGACACAGAGUGUCCUGCUGUCACACCGUGCCACGUGCCACCCCCGUGCCGAGGACCUCCAGGGCCACCGCUGGGCCACCUUCAGCCCCGAGGAGAUCUGCGCCUACCAGAGCCAGGUGCGGGUGACACGGCUGUCCCCAGGGGGCGGUGGCACGGGCGGUGACAGCCGCCCGCGGUGGGUGAAAGCUGUCCCCGUGACACGGCGUCAGCCCAUGGCCGAGAUGUGGCAGCGCUGUGCCCGCCGUGUCACCGAGGCCAGGUACGUUCCGUGGUGUUCCAACGCUGCCCCGGGCUUCCUGCAGCUCAGCCAGCACGACCAGAUCGUCCUGCUCAAGGCGGGUGCCAUGGAGGUUGUCCUGCUCCGCAUGUGCCGCGCCUUGGACGCCGCCACGGGCGCGGUUCUGUUCGAGGGCAAACUGGCGGGGCCCGAGCUCUUCCGCUCGCUCGGGUGUCCCGAGCUCGUCGCGUCCGUCUUUGACUUCGCGCGGGGGCUGAGCGCGCUGCGCUGCUCCGAGAGCGAGCUGGCGCUGCUCAGCGCGCUGCUGCUGCUCAACGCCGGCCGGCCGUGGCUGCAGGACCGCCCGCGGGUGGCGCGGCUGCAGGGACAGCUCGAUGUCGCCUUCCGGCUGCUGCUGCACCGGACCCGCCGCGAGGGGCUCCUGGCGCGGCUGCCCGCCCCGGGCCGCCUCCGCGCUCUGUGCUCGCAGCACCUGGAGCAGGUUCAGGUUUUCCGCCGCCUGCACCCCGCGGGGUUCUCGGCCGCUUUCCCGCCGCUCUACCGGGAGCUCUUCGCCCCCGACGCCGCCGAUGGUUCCGCGGGGACUCGCUGA
Camarhynchus parvulus is the source of this 1629-nucleotide messenger RNA. RefSeq names its product RAR related orphan receptor C (gene RORC). Lineage: Eukaryota; Metazoa; Chordata; Aves; Passeriformes; Thraupidae. Gene Ontology annotation, cellular component: nucleus. Gene Ontology annotation, biological process: regulation of transcription by RNA polymerase II. Gene Ontology annotation, molecular function: RNA polymerase II cis-regulatory region sequence-specific DNA binding; nuclear receptor activity; zinc ion binding. The record is from RefSeq and is a predicted model, not a curated record.